CCGCCAUCGAACAAAGAAUAUCGACUACAGUUCCCACACCAGACAAGCCAAGUUGCAAUGUAGGUGGGUAACUCAACCGGCUACACAGAAUUGCAGCAAGAAAUCACCCCAACCACCCACUCGAUCAACACCAACGAAGAAUGGCCCCUCGCAAACGCCGCGCGGUCCCCGAGGCGGAACCCUCCAGUGAAGAUGAAUCGCCCGCGUUUGCUACCCAACCACCUCCUCGACAGCGGAUCCGUACCCGGGAAUCCUCAGCCAGUGACGAUGACGACGCAGACGCAUACGAUACCCGUGCUCCCAGUAGCACCGAUGUGAUGGUCAAGAAGAUGGUGCGGUUGACGCUGGCGAGUGAAUUCUCGCGCCAACCUAUCCGAAGAACAGAUAUCAGCGCCAAGGUGCUGGGAGAGCAAGGGUCACGGCAGUUCAAGGUUGUGUUUGAGGAGGCGCAGAGGAUUCUGCAGGAGAAGUUUGGGAUGGAGCUGACGGAGUUACCGGUCAAGGAGAAAGUGACGAUUAAUCAGCGAAGAGCUGCGCAAAAGGUCGAAAAGCCGUCGUCUACGAACAAAUCUUGGAUCGUCUCGAGUACGUUGCCGUUGAAGUAUCGGAGGCCGGAGAUACUGCCGCCGAAUAAAGCCGCGCUGGAAAGUAACUACACGGGGUUGUAUAGCUUUAUCAUUGCGGUGAUUUUGCUCAAUGGGGGCACGAUCAAUGAGCAGAAGCUUGAUCGGUAUCUGAAGCGUACGAAUACCGACGCGUAUACGCCGAUUGAUCGCACGGAUCGGUUUCUGCAGCGUCUCUGUAAGGAAGGAUAUUUGGUGCGGAAUAGGGAGGUGGAUGGUGGGGAGGAAGUCAUCGAGUAUAUGCUUGGGCCGAGGGGAAAGGUUGAAGUGGGUGCGAAUGGGGUGGCCAGAAUGGUUCGCGAGGUCUAUGGCCGCUCUGAUCCAGAUGAAAGGGACGAUGAAUUUGAGAUCCGCCUGGCGCGGAGUUUGGGACUUAAGCAGCCGGAACCGCGCGCUCAAGAGCAGCCUGAAGAUGGUGAGAAUCAAGAGGAAGACAGACAGAGGGAGAGACGGCGGCAGCCUAAACGACGUAGCAAUAGGCACGAGCCGGAGUCUGAGGAAAGCGAUGACUGAUCCUGUCUUGUUUAUGUGCUAGUUGUUUAUGCUAUUGCAACUGCGCUAAAUGUCUGAAUGAUACCCGUGAUGAAUUCAUAUCUUGUCGAAGCGU
Messenger RNA from Aspergillus ibericus CBS 121593, 1230 nucleotides. RefSeq names its product MAGE domain-containing protein. Gene Ontology annotation, cellular component: nucleus. The transcript has 3 exons. The record is from RefSeq and is a predicted model, not a curated record. Bases 141 to 1136 code for a protein of 331 amino acids. Gene Ontology annotation, biological process: DNA repair. Lineage: Eukaryota; Fungi; Ascomycota; Eurotiomycetes; Eurotiales; Aspergillaceae.